This is a messenger RNA of Schizosaccharomyces octosporus yFS286, 2714 nucleotides long. RefSeq names its product sec14 cytosolic factor family protein. Bases 740 to 2083 code for a protein of 447 amino acids. NCBI's taxonomy places the organism in Eukaryota, Fungi, Ascomycota, Schizosaccharomycetes, Schizosaccharomycetales, Schizosaccharomycetaceae. The transcript has 2 exons. The record is from RefSeq and is a predicted model, not a curated record.
CUGUGAUUUCAUUAGUGUCAUGUUACCGGUAUAUCGUACUGGCUCUUAAUGCGCAAGGUACUAUCCCAAUUAGAAACCUCACUCACUCCUCCGUGCUAUUGAACUUAGCCUUAUCCCAUUUCUAAGCGGGUUUUCUUUUUGGUAGUAAAUUUCGAGAAAGUUCUACUUCCAGUUUGGCUGCUAUUACUCCUCAUAGAAGUUGAGAAUUAUUAUUUUUUUCUCACUAGACUUUUCAGCUAGCUAACUGACAAACCAAAAAAAAACGAAGCGAUCAGUUUUGUUUUGUUUGUCUGGUUUUCUCCUGAAUAGAAUUGGUUUCUUUGUUGUUUGCUUCCAGAGAUUGCUUGAGCUUUCACUAAACCUCGGUGAAAUCUCGUUUUUUUCUUUUCCCUUUCCCUUUUUUUUUUGUUUAAAUAAAUAAAGAAGAUAUUUAUUUAUCUUGCUCCUGAAGAUCUUUGCGUCCAUUACUUUUGCUUUCUUUGGGCCUUUUUUGAUUUUUUGCUUAGAUUGUUCUUUUUCUUGUCUUUGAUUCCAGAAACGAAACCGAUUGUUUAAUUUAUUACAAAGGAAUCAAAGGUUACUGAUUGUACCAUUGCCCCAUUUUCUUUUUACACCUCCCUCUUUUAAUUUUAUUGUCUAUCCGAAGGAAGAACUCCUGUUUCUUUUUUUGUUUCAUUUAUUUUCUUUUUGUCAAGUCCUAUUUUGACCGUGUAAUUACACUAAACUUUCAUCCAACAAAAUGCCUGAAGAUGCCGGUAGACCCUGGAACCUUACAGAAGCCCAAGAGGAAAAGCUAAAAUUAUUUUGGACUCUCCUCUUCAAACUCUUUGAUAAGCCCAUCCUCGAACGAACGAACUCCUGGUCAACAGCGAAAACUCAUCUUUCCAGCCCCAGCUCUUCUGAAUAUCGUGGAAAUUCUUCUGAAACGAGCUUUGUGUCUUAUACAAAAUCACAAUUAGAUGCAUUUUCUUCUUCUCAUGCUUCGGAACCUAGAGAAGCAAAAUCCAAGUCCACAUGUUGCGCUGAACGUAUCGCCAAAAUUGCCUCUGAAUGGGAUCCAGAAGAAUUACGACUUGCUUUUUGGGAUACCGUGAAUUGUGACGACCCUGAUGGCCUUUUGCUUCGGUUCCUACGAGCUAGGAAAUGGAACGUUGAAGCCGCUUUAGAAAUGUUUAUUAAGACUGUUCAUUGGCGUAGUCGUGAAAUGAACGUUAACGAUAUUAUCUAUCAUGCUGACCAUCUUGAUAAAGACGACGAUUUCGUUCGUCAGUUGCGAAUCGGUAAAUGUUUCAUUUUUGGCGAAGAUAAAAAAAACCGUCCUGUUUGCUAUAUUCGUGCUCGAUUACACAAAGCCGGUGAUGUUUCUCCUGAAUCUGUGGAACGACUUACCGUUUGGGUCAUGGAAACCGCCCGUCUUAUUCUGAAGCCACCCAUCGAAACCGCUACGAUCGUAUUUGAUAUGACAGACUUUAGCCUUUCAAAUAUGGAUUAUGGUCCUUUGAAGUUUAUGAUUAAAUGCUUCGAAGCUCAUUAUCCUGAGUGCUUAGGUGAAUGUAUCGUUCACAAAGCCCCUUGGCUUUUCCAAGGUAUUUGGUCUUUUAUUAAAUCAUGGUUAGAUCCAGUUGUCGCUUCAAAGAUCAAAUUUACCAGAAAUGUUAAAGACUUGCAGCAAUACAUCAAAGCAGACAGCAUUUUGAAGGAAUUUGGCGGACCCAACCCUUGGAAGUACACUUACCCGGAACCUGGUCAGAAUGAAUCAGAGCCAUUAAACAAUGUUAAUGAGAGACAAAAACUGAAGACUAAAAAAGAUGAGAUUGCUCAGGAAUACGAAGAAGCUACCGUUGAUUGGAUUCUUAAUGGUAAUCCUGAGGACAAACAGCGACGCCGUAAGCUUGCUGGUCAACUUAUUGAAUCGUAUUGGUCGUUGGAUAAGUAUAUUAGAGCACGUUCCGUUUAUGACCGUAUGGGUCUAAUUGCCCCCAAAUCUUCUCAUCCAGUUUAUUUGUAUCAACCUAUGACUAACGAUGGCACACAAACAGCAGGAGAGCCCGUGGUUGGAGUUACUAACGAAGAAAAUUUAUAACAUGGAAAUGAAAGCAAGAAUGAUACAUUUUCAUCUUUUACUUGUCAAGUCCCUUUUGACUCCUCUGUUGACCUUUCUUUGGAGUGAACAUUUAGAAACUUCAUCUUAUUACGCAUUGCAGACAUAAUUGCUAUCAAAUUUCUUAUUUUUUUAUACUAUCUUCUCGCAUUCUCCGCUUUCUUUCCAUUUUAUUGAUGAGCCCUUGCUUGUAUAAAUAAUAACGCUCUUUCCCUUUUCACGCACUAAUCAGUUAAGCCUUUCUUUUAAUUUACAAUUUAACCAAAUAUGCUACAAAGUUUGAUCACAAUUUAACAUAGGGUAGCUGUCGUAAACACGGCAGCAACCAAUGUAUAAAAAACCUCGACAUUUAUGUUCUUUUAAAAAACUUUUGGCUAUGAUGUGCUUUUCUUUUUAUUUCACUACUGUAUUUAUUGCCAUCUAUACUAUUGAAGUACAGUGGUAUAGCUUAAAUGAAUGGGCAUUCGAUAAUUCUUUAACAAGCUAAGUAAUUUAUGCUACUACCAUUGUUAACAAAUGAUUCGCAUACGAUUUCCUUCGAAUCAAAACAAAAUUGCAAGGAGUUAAACCAUAUGAUAUAUAGAUUUUAUGUAUUGCUUCCAAUGAAAAUACA